Uncinocarpus reesii 1704 is the source of this 1068-nucleotide messenger RNA. RefSeq names its product mitochondrial import receptor subunit tom-40. Gene Ontology annotation, cellular component: mitochondrial outer membrane; mitochondrial outer membrane translocase complex. Bases 1 to 1068 code for a protein of 355 amino acids. Gene Ontology annotation, biological process: protein import into mitochondrial matrix. The transcript has 3 exons. Gene Ontology annotation, molecular function: transmembrane protein transporter activity. Lineage: Eukaryota; Fungi; Ascomycota; Eurotiomycetes; Onygenales; Onygenaceae. The record is from RefSeq and is a predicted model, not a curated record.
AUGGCCGACUUCAGCUCGUCCCUCGGUUUUAUUACCGAUAAUGCGGUCUCAUCAAUGCUUAAAGAUGCAUAUGAUGCCUUUUCGGAACGAAGAGAAGCCCUUGGGUUGACGAACCCCGGGACAGUCGAAAACGUCUCCCGUGAAGUGCAGAAAGAUGUCCUGCUUUCUAAUUUCAUGUUCACCGGUCUCCGGGCAGAUUUGACGAAAGUCUUCGGUGUUUCUCCUCUGUUCCGAGUCUCGCACGCUUUUACAAUGGGCUCCCAAGGGAAUUUACCCCCAUACGCCUUUUCUUCAAUGUUCGGCACUCCCAACGUGCUUAUGCAAGGCAACAUUGGUAGCGAUGGAGCUCUUAACGCCGUGUGCAACUAUCGUUGGAAUUCCGCGCUGGUCACAAAAGCCAACGCUCAGAUUAUGCCUGGUGCGGCUCAAGGCAUUAUUCAAAUAGAUAAUGAUUAUACCGGCUCAGAUUUCUCCGUUUCAAUCAAAUCAUUCAACCCGUCAUUUCUCGAGGGCGGCCUUACCGGAAUAUACAUUGGAAGCUAUCUGCAAUCUAUCACCCCAGGAUUAGCUCUUGGGUUGGAAGCCAUGUGGCAGCGCGCCGGAUUGAAUGCUCGUCCCGAGACGGCCAUCUCAUAUUGUGCAAGGUACAAGGGGCAAGACUGGAUUGCAAGCGCUCAAUUGCAAGCUCAGGGUGCAAUCAAUGCGUCCUACUGGAGGAAACUUUCCGACAAGGUCGAGGCUGGUGUCGACAUGAACCUACAGUUUUCACCAAGCGGAAACCCAAUGAUGGGAGGCGGUCUCCAAAAAGAAGGAACAGCGACUGUUGGAGCCAAAUAUGAAUUUAGGGCAUCGACUUUUAGGGCACAGAUUGACAGUUCUGGAAAACUAGGCUGUCUCUUGGAGAAGCGAGUCGCGAUGCCCAUCUCUUUGACAUUUGCGGGAGAGAUCGACCAAGUUAAACAACAAGCAAAAAUUGGACUUGCCGUGUCAUUCGAGACGGCAUCAGAGGAAUUAAUGGAGAUGCAAGAAAGCGGCGAAAUGUCCAACGUUGCAUCCCCCCCAUUUUAA